Poecilia latipinna (sailfin molly) is the source of this 3636-nucleotide messenger RNA. Its product is annotated as receptor-type tyrosine-protein phosphatase beta-like. Gene Ontology annotation, molecular function: protein tyrosine phosphatase activity; cadherin binding. Gene Ontology annotation, biological process: angiogenesis; peptidyl-tyrosine dephosphorylation involved in inactivation of protein kinase activity. Gene Ontology annotation, cellular component: signaling receptor complex. The transcript is spliced from 20 exons. The annotation marks the transcript as partial. Lineage: Eukaryota; Metazoa; Chordata; Actinopteri; Cyprinodontiformes; Poeciliidae. The record is from RefSeq and is a predicted model, not a curated record.
CCAUCCAAACAUACUUGGGCCCAUCGUUUACUUGUUUUGUUACUUACUUCCUACUUUGCCCUUUCUUGUUCUUUCCAUCCUUUGUGAAGUCCAGAAUUUUUAGAUGGAAAAAUCUGCAGUUACACCAUCCUUUCUGUUUUGCAGUCCCGUUAGCAGUCACAGGUCUACAGGUGGAGCCCGUCCUGAGCACCUGUAGCCUGCAGGUGAGCUGGCAAGAAGCUCUUGGUGUGUCUGAUGGGUACAUCCUGCAGGUUCUGGAUGAAAGAGGCAGCAUCGUCGCCAACGGCUCACAGCCCGUCAGAUUCACCCGGUACCGGUUUGAUGGCCUUACACCAGGGAAGAAGUAUCGAAUCCUGGUCCGGACCACCAGUGGAGGACUCCAUAGCCAGGGAGUUAGUGCUGAAGCUCGAACAUACCCAGCAUCUGUUACUGAUCUGUCCAUCAAAACCAGCAGCACUGCCAGCCUGUCUUUCCAGUGGUCCCCACCAGAGGGAGACUUUCAGCAUUAUGAAGUCUUUUUGUAUAAAAGUGAUGAGUCUCUGCAGGAGAGCCAGCGGGUCCAACCCAGUAUUAAGCAGUGCUCCUUCCAGGGUCUCAGACCUGGAGCUCUGUACAGACUAGAGAUUGUGGUCCAGAGUGGAGACCAAACCAACCAGACCUCCAUGUGGGCAAGGACAGUACCAGCGCCUGUAGCAUCUCUCAGGGCCAAGAGUGGAAACCAGUCCGACACUCUGUUGAUCAACUGGGAUCGCAGAGAUGGUGAUGUGACCGGAUACCUGCUCUCGCUCUACAGCCCUGAUGGAUCCCAGCAGGCUGAGCAUCAGCUGGGUUCUGAGGUCACAGAGUUCAUAUUUUCAGGCCUUGUGCCAGGUCGGCAGUACCGAGUCGACGUGCUGAGUCUCAGUGGAGAGCUUCACAACCUAGCCAGCACUGUGGGUCGUACUGCUCCAAAACCUCCUUCCUCGUUCCUGUUUGGAGGAGUCACCAACACCUCCCUGGAGGUCACCUGGAGUGGUCCAGUAGGUUCUGACUAUGAUGACUUCGACCUGCAGUGGACUCCUAAGGACCAGCUGUCUGUUAUCAACCCGUACCACAGCCAAACAUCAGGCAGCCGCAUCCUAAAAAGGAUGUUCCCAGGACGACUUUACACCUUCAGCCUUCGAACUGUCAGUGGGGCAAUGCAGCCCGGUGCCACCUACAGCACUCCCAUCCAAAAGAGUAUUCGAACCAAGCCAGAGCGAGUCCAGAGCCUCCACUGUCGACCACAGAGCUCUACCUCCAUCUCCUGCUCUUGGGGACCUCCACAAGCUGACUAUGAUUCCUACACCAUCGAAUGUCUUCACCAGGACACUCACACCCUGGUCUAUUCACGGCGUACAAGUCGAGAGUCCACCAGUUAUGUCAUCACCCAGCUUGAGCCCCACAAACGUUACACCAUCUCUGUGAAGGUCAUUUCUGAUGGGACGACCAGCGAGGAGGCAGAGGACAGCGUAGUCACAAUGAUCGACCGCCCUCCUCUGCCCCCACUGACUACCCGGGUCAGUGACAAGUCCACUUUGGUCACGAAGUCCUCGAUAUCAUUCCAGUUUAAUUGUAGCUGGUUCAGUGAUGUCAAUGGAGCAGUGAGGUUCUUUACUGUGGUUGUGACUGAAUCUGAAGGUGUCAAUAACUUGCAGCCAGACCAUAACCACCCUCUGCCCUCCUACCUGGACUACAGACACAACAGCUCAGUUAAGUCCUACCAGACCAACUACUUUCCCAGCCUCUGCUCAGAUGGCUUAGAGAGCAGCACUCAGAUCUAUAACAUCAGCCUUGGGACUGGGAUGGACUCUCUAGGGGGUCCAUGUGACCACAGAGACCCGAGUUAUGCAGAGUCUAGCAGAGACCUUAUCUACUUCUGUGAUGGACCUCUGAAGUCGAAGACUUCAUACAGGAUCAGCAUCCGAGCCUUCACUCAGCUGCUUGAUGAAGAAGAAACUACAAACUCUAGAUUAGCUUCUCCUCUCUUCACUGACACCUUCUUAUCUCUGCCCAUCAUCACGGAAACAGAACCUCUGAGCGGUGUCAUUGAAGGCAUCAGUGCCGGACUUUUCCUCAUCCUCAUGAUAGUUGCCAUCACUGCUUUCCUCAUUUGCAGGCACAAGGCUCGCAAAUUGGUGGAGGAGAGACCUGAUGUCCGGAGAUGUAUAAGGAGAGAGAGAUCAGCAGGAGGAGUCCCGAUGGGAGUCAGAGGCAGCAGGAGAAUCUCCAGUCCCAUCAAGAUCCUGAACUUUGAAUCUCACUACAACAAACUGCUGGCCGACUCCAGCUACCUCCUGUCUGAGGAGUACGAGGACCUGAAAGACGUCGGCCGUAAUCAGCCGCUGGACUCUGCUCUGCUGCCUGAGAACCGUGGGAAGAACCGAUACAACAACAUCUUGCCCUAUGACUCAACGAGGGUCAAGCUGUCUUACGUGGAUGAUGAUCCCUGUUCAGACUACAUCAAUGCCAGCUACAUCCCAGGUAACAAUUUCCGCCGGGAGUACAUUGCGACGCAGGGGCCCCUUCCAGGAACAAAGGAUGACUUCUGGAAGAUGGUGUGGGAGCAGAACGUCCAUAAUGUGGUCAUGGUCACUCAGUGCGUGGAGAAAGGCAGGGUGAAGUGUGAUCACUACUGGCCAUUUGAUCAGGAUCCUCUGUACUACGGAGAUCUCAUAGUUCAGAUGUUGUCAGAGUCGGUUCUUCCAGAGUGGACAAUCCGAGAGUUCAGAAUCUGCAGCGAGCAGCAGCUGAGCUUCGUCCGCCUCGUUCGGCAGUUUCACUACACGGUGUGGCCCGAUCAUGGAGUCCCAGAGAGCACACAGUCGCUCAUACAGUUUGUUCGAACAGUCCGUGACUACGUCAACAGGACUCCUGGUUCUGGUCCCACUGUGGUCCAUUGCAGUGCCGGAGUGGGCCGAACUGGAACCUUCAUCGUCCUGGAUCGGGUGCUGCAGCAGCUGGACACAAAGGACACGGCAGACAUAUACGGCGUCGUCUUUGAUCUCCGCCUCCACCGGUCACACAUGGUGCAGACUGAGGGUCAGUACUUGUACUUGCAUCAGUGCAUUCGGGAUGUCCUCAGAGCCCGGAAGCUGCGCAGUGAACAGGAGACCCUCAGUCACCCCGUCCUAAGAAUGUGAAUCCCGCCUGGCAGAGAGAGACGCUGUGAUUGUACUGCGGAUUUACUGUUGAGCUAACAGAAAAACACAGCCAUUUAUUUUUCUAUCAAUGUUCAUAUUUUAUUCUGCAGAUUUAUGAUAAUUUAUGUAACGUGAACUGGAGUGUGUCUGUGGUUGUACUUUGUGUUUCUGUGUCACAAUGAAGCUGUGGGUGGAAACAGCCUCAGGAGACUGAACAUUUUGAUCAGCUUCGAUCACCAGUGCACCCUCCAGCUGCUAAUCAUUUGUUCAGACAACAGCAGACUCAGCUCCUCAUUGAACGUGUUUAUACAGAUGAACAGCAGCGCCUGUAUGUUACCUGUUCAUCUUCUUCUACCUUAACCUGUAACUGCAGAUCUGCUUAAAGCCAUUACUGUACUUGUAGAGGUUCUGUGGACUGUACCUAAACAUAUUUGUCUGUGAACAGCUCAUUAAACACACAGCACGUGCACAAAUA